This is a messenger RNA of Vigna angularis (adzuki bean), 452 nucleotides long. RefSeq lists its product as uncharacterized. Lineage: Eukaryota; Viridiplantae; Streptophyta; Magnoliopsida; Fabales; Fabaceae. The transcript is spliced from 4 exons. Bases 18 to 452 code for a protein of 144 amino acids. The record is from RefSeq and is a predicted model, not a curated record.
CUCAUGUCAGAAAUGAAAUGCAAUGGCAAGUUGAACCACGUGAAGGUGCAUUAUCAGUUUUCCGACAAUCAGGCCGUCACGCAGGGAAAGAAUUCACUCACUGGUUAACUGAUGCUGAAUUCAACUCUGCUCAUGUCCAUGUCUUGAUCAAUUGCAGUGAAGUAAAGCCGUACCUUGACUCAUUUGUUGUGGCUGAGCAAGUCGCAGAAGGAAAUACUUCUGCUAGAAUACACUCAGAGUUUCCGCAUUGGUUUAGAAAUCAGGUUUUUAAUCAGGCAUUAACUCCCACGGUUCAAGAGUUAAGACAUCUCUCCAAUUGGCCAAUGAGAUGUGUCAAAGAAUGGCACACUUACUUCAUCAAUGGUUACAAAUUCCAUACACAUGAAUGGUCUAAAGGAAAGAAAACAUCAAAUUGUGGUAGUACAACAGCACUACGUCUCCAAACAGAGUAG